AUGGCAUUGGAGAUCACGCACAUGAAGGAAGAUGAGAUCGAUGACUGGAACAAAGUGUCCUGGGAUGCUUUUGCUGCAGCAGAGGAUAACCUGUCAAGUCUGAUCUACCCUGGAGGACUAACAGAACGCACACAAGCAUACAUGCGUGAGCGCACUCGUGACAGCUUAUCCGAUCCUUCCUACUCUUACGUCUUUGUACGUGACAGCAGCACCAAACAAGUCUUGGGCGCCGCAUGCUGGUACUUCCAGACCAAAGACUUGAGCAUGCAAGAAGUGGUGGACAAGGAAGAAAGAGCGAGGCAGGAAAGGGCGGAGCAGGAGCCCAUCCCCGGCAUCAACUUUUCAGCAAUCAGCGACUUCCGCGAAGCACAGGCAAGGAGCAAGCAAGACAUCUUGGGCGGCAAGGCACAUGCAUUGUUGAAGGUACUUGCGACACUACCGACAGCUCAGCGAAAGGGAGCGGGCGCUGCUGGGUUGAUCUGGGGCUUGCAGCAGGCGGACGAGUUGGGACUGCCAGCGUAUCUUGAGGCCUCAGGCAUGGGCAGGCCACUGUAUGCUAAGCAUGGGUUCAAAGAGGUGAGUGCGGUCGAUCGAGUCGGGGAGGCGCGAGCUGACGCCGGGAUNAUUCAGGUGUGUGAGCUGCCACUGGACACCAGCAAGCAUGGCCAUUCGAACAAGUGCACGCAUUGGUGCAUGCUCAGGGUUGCAAGGCGUCUAAAUCAGUGA
Messenger RNA from Aureobasidium musti, 726 nucleotides. NCBI's taxonomy places the organism in Eukaryota, Fungi, Ascomycota, Dothideomycetes, Dothideales, Saccotheciaceae. The record is from the annotation of a GenBank genome assembly.